Molecule: messenger RNA, 1764 nt
Organism: Mustela lutreola (European mink)
Lineage: Eukaryota; Metazoa; Chordata; Mammalia; Carnivora; Mustelidae
Gene: DRC10
Product: IQ motif containing D
Exons: 5
Coding region: 233-1588 (451 amino acids)
Molecular function (GO): protein binding
Source: RefSeq, a predicted model, not a curated record
CUAGACUUAGAAACCUCUGAUAAAGCAUACAGAGUUCUGAAGAAAGCUGUUGCAUGGUUCCCAGACCAGUGGGAUCUUCCGAGGCUCAAAGGAAAAAUCCUCCUACUUCAAAGGCAAAACCUCUGCCUAUAACCCAGCAGGGUCGCUGGAGAUAAUAACAGCAGAAGACCCGCGCAGCCUAGCAACAUCUCGAUCUCCCGGGGCGCACAGAGGCAAGGCGACGGCUCAGAAAAUGGCUCUAGAUAUUGUCAGCGUGGCCCCUCUCUACCAGGGCCCCGACAUCAACAGAAUGAGGCUGACGGCAGAGCUAUCCCAGAAGCCAGCCUCCCUGCUAAAACCUUUGGUCCCCUCGAAGUCCAAACUCACCACCAUUGAGACCAAGAGGAUCAUGUCCGUCCUGGAUGAGACCAUCCACAAGGUGGAGUUGGUGACCCUGCUGUCCUAUAUGGGGGCCAAUUACGAGACUCUGGAGAAGAUGCUUGGGGGGGACAUCAUAAAGGCCGUGAGAGAGCACGAAGAUCUCUGCCACACCCUCCUGGACAGCAUCAUUUACCUGCAGGAUAAAGAAAGGCGAUUGCAGGAGGAGGAAGAGUAUGAGGAGGAAGGGUUGUUCAGAAACCGCCUCUUCUCCUUAGAGCUGCAGAAAUCCCACCUCCUGCCCUUGAUGCUCCAGAUCAAAGAAUCCACUAAGGACAUCCUGAGACUCUUACUCAAUAACCCACAGGCUGCGAGCCUCGCGCAGACGCACACCCUGAGCAGAAGCGUCGAAGCGCAGAAUUUCAUUGAUUGCCUGAUGGAACUGCGGGGUUUCCUGUUCGAGAAGCUACUCACUAGUCCUAUGGAAGCUAGAGACAGAAGUCAGUUUAUACAGGACAUCGACAGACGAAACAAGAGGAACCAAGAAAUCAUCAACACUCUUGAAAAUGAGUUGGCGGCAAUCAUGCGGAACAGGGAAGCAGAGGUGGAGAAAGAGAACUUUGUGAUCCAAGAACUGAAAAACCACCUGCACCAGGUGCUCAGGCUCUCGGAGAACAGCCUCCUUCGCACCAAGCAGGAGGCCGAGAAGCAGCAGAAGGCCGACUUCCGGGCCUCGCAGGCCAGGGUGGCCAAGAUCCAGCAGGAGUUACUGACCCUGAGGUCUCAAUACCACAACCUGGUGGCAGAAAACCGGGAGGCAGAGCAGGCGCUGCGGAAGAAGAAAUAUAAAGUGGAGACGGAAAUCGAAAACUGGAUCCAGAAGUACGAUAUGGAGAUGGGUGAGAAGCAGGUAGAGUACGAGGAGCUUGACCUCAUCCACAAGGAGGAGAAGAUCCAGCUGGAGGAGCUGAAGCAGAAGCACAAUGUACUGGUGGAGGAGUUCUCCCAGAUCCGGGCCGAGCAGGAGGUCAAUGCCAAGAAGAGAAUCGAGGCCGAGCAGGAGAUGCUGCGCAUGGUGCGGGCCGCCACGCUCAUCCAGGCUUUGUGGAAGGGCUACCUGGUCCGCUCCAUGCUCAAGUCCAGGAAGAAGAAGCGGAGCAAGAGCAAAGGGAAGGUCAGGAAGGGCAAGGGCAAGGGCAAGGGCAAGGAGAAGGGCAAGGGCAAGAAAUGAGUCUCCCCUGGGCCUCGCUCCUGGCCCGUGCUGCUGCGCUGCUCACUUCCCGGAGAGCAGGUCAGGAGGGCACAAGGAACGGGGGAAGCUUGCCAUUCCUGGCUUGAAUGGUCCUCCAAAGUUAAAAGCCAUUUUAAACCACAUCUUCUAUAAAUAAACGUCACUUUGCCAGGGCU